AUGACUAGCAGAGCGGAGCCGCUGUCCAUCGAGUCGCUGCUGCAGGAAACAGAAAGAAGAGAAAGAGGCAGCUGCAAAGAGCGUGCCAACCUUGCCAUUGCCAGACGGGCUGCUGAACUCAAGGAGCAACGAGAAAGAGAAGAGAGGGCGAAGCGAGAAAAGGAGGCGCUUGAGCGUGAAGCAGAGGAAAUCCGGCAGCGUGAAAGAGAACGCGAGCGUGCAACUAGAUAUGGGGGUGGUAACGCUCGACCUGAUGACGGCGAUCGCUACGGUCACCCGGACAAAGACAGUCGCUACGGACGACGGGAUGGAAGAGGCAAGGAUGACCGCCGCCCCCCACCCCAGCAGCCCAAGAACGGCUUCGAAAAUGUACCUACUGGUCCACGGGCAGAUCGUCUAAAAUCCUCCAACGCUACGCCUUCGAACUCUACACCGACGUCCACACCCGCACCCCAUCCCCCGGCAAGCGUUCAAAGCGAGGUCCUUCACGAGUCAACCAAAACGUUCGUUCCUCCCAUGACCGAAUCCGACCUCUCGGCUGUCCGAGAUCGUUACCUUGGCGUUACCACCAAAAAACGCAAGAUUCGUAAGAUGAAUGACAGAAAGUUUGUUUUUGACUGGGCAGAAGAGGAAGAUACUCUUGCUGUAGAUUCACCUAUUGCCGUUGGAGCGAGCAGACAGGGUGCGCAGGUGAUGUUUGGCCGCGGACGAGUGGGUGGAAUGGACGAUGGAGGUGCUUCGAUGCCCGGCAGAGCAGGUCACGCAAAUUUGGUCGAUGCGAUAGAGCGAAGGAAAGCAGCCAAGAGUGGCCUUGAUGAACGACAUUGGUCAGAGAAACCGCUUCAUGAAAUGAAAGAUAGGGACUGGCGGAUAUUCAGAGAGGACUUCAGCAUCGCUGGCCGGGGUGGAUCCAUACCUCACCCGCUCCGGUCUUGGGCGGAGUCGAGUAUCCCUCAAAUCAUUUUAGAUGUUAUUGAAAAGAUAGGUUAUAAAGAACCUUCUCCUAUCCAACGGCAAGCCAUUCCGAUUGGACUUCAGAACAGGGACAUUAUCGGCAUCGCCGAGACUGGCUCUGGAAAGACUGCCGCAUUCGUCAUACCGAUGCUCACGUUUAUAUCUAAACUACCCCCUUUUACUGAUGACAACCGCCACCUUGGGCCGUACGCGCUAAUACUUGCUCCCACUCGUGAGUUGGCACAACAAAUCGAGGCGGAAACACGCAAGUUUGCGGGACCGUUGGGGUUCCGGUGCGUUUCCAUAGUUGGUGGUCGUGCCAUGGAGGAGCAACAAUUUAAUCUUCGUGAGGGUGCCGAAAUCAUCAUCGCCACGCCAGGUCGUCUGAAGGAUGUUAUUGAGCGGCAUGUCAUUGUUCUUUCUCAGUGUCGCUAUAUUGUCAUGGAUGAAGCUGAUCGGAUGGUGCAUCUCGGUUUCGAGGCGGACUUACUCUUCAUCCUUGAUAAACUUCCAUCUGGAGCAUUGGAAGGAGAGGAAACUAACUGGCAGGAGGAUGCAAUGGAUGUAGAUGGUGAAGAUGGAAGCGCGAAGAACAAAGGUCGUACGAGAGUAACGACAUUGUUCUCGGCGACUAUGCCUCCGGCUGUCGAGCGUCUAGCAAGAAAGUAUUUGAAGCGGCCAGCAACCAUUACGAUCGGUGAGGCCGGGCGGGCCGUCGACACUGUCGAGCAACGUGUUGAGUUUGUCAUCGGGGACGAGAAAAAGAGGCAACGCGUGCUAGAAAUCCUCAACAGCGGAAUUUACCCUUCGCCUAUCAUCGUCUUCGUCAACCAAAAGAAGACGGCGGACAUGGUUGCGAAGGAGUUGUCCCGCGGAGGCUGGUCUACGGCUACCUUGCACUCAGGCAAAACUCAAGAACAGCGCGAGGCUUCGUUGCAAUCUCUCCGUUCUGGGGAUGCGGAUGUUCUUGUGGCCACUGACCUUGCCGGACGUGGUAUAGACGUGCAGGACGUAAGUCUGGUCAUCAACUAUCAGAUGGCAGGCACGAUCGAGGCGUAUGUGCAUCGCAUUGGUCGUACUGGUCGUGCUGGGAAGCAAGGAACUGCGAUCACAUUCCUGACGAAUGAUGAUGACGAGGUUAUGUACGAUCUCAAGCAAGAAAUUGCGAAGUCACCGGUGUCCAAGGUCCCACCAGAGCUCGCGCGUCACGAGGCUGCACAGCACAAGGUGUCUCGAGAGAUGAAGCGGAAGCGGGAGGCGGAAGACCUCGGGUGAGGUGUUCGGUACGUAACGUUUGUGUGGGGUACUUGUGGAAAUGUGGGUGGACAGUUGUGUUAUAUUUAUGCACUUAUACAUAGGCACUAUAUGUGGACAGGGGUGGAAUUGACAGGUUCGUCUUUUGUCAUCUGUUAACAGAUGUAUUGAUGCUUGAUGGGUACACAGUUAUCUGAGCGUAUUCCAUGUUCAAAUGAGGG
Pisolithus orientalis is the source of this 2429-nucleotide messenger RNA. RefSeq names its product P-loop containing nucleoside triphosphate hydrolase protein. Gene Ontology annotation, molecular function: RNA binding; RNA helicase activity; ATP binding. Bases 1 to 2229 code for a protein of 742 amino acids. The transcript is spliced from 11 exons. Gene Ontology annotation, biological process: mRNA splicing, via spliceosome. Lineage: Eukaryota; Fungi; Basidiomycota; Agaricomycetes; Boletales; Pisolithaceae. Gene Ontology annotation, cellular component: catalytic step 2 spliceosome. The record is from RefSeq and is a predicted model, not a curated record.